UGGCUCGGCAGCAUUUCACCUGCGGCGGCGCGAUGGAAACGACUACAGUGAAGUCGCUCUUGGAGGAGGAUGCUGCGAUCCUCGUGGACAUCAAGAAGGAACUGCAGGAUAUCCAUCUCAUGAUGGAAACACCUUCGCAGCAUGCAGUCCGUCCAGGAAGUCCUCUGUCCUCGUCGAACGUUGAGGUGGCGGCAUCGACGGCUAAGCAAUUAUCCAUUCGCAAGCGGUUUAAAACCGCGGUGCGACAGCUCGUAUUCAUGGAGAAGACAAAGGACAAGGUGCACGAAGCGUACGAGAGCGAAAGCGUGAGCCGGCUGCGAAACAUGCCCACGCUCUCGCUCUUGUGUGCCGUGCCGUUGUUUCAAACCCUCGACGGCGCCGCCCUCAUGGACCUGAACGCGCACGUCCAAGUCACAUCCCAUUCUGCCAACAGCACCAUCUUUGCCAAGGGCCUCGACGCGUGUGUGUACAUCAUUCGAUGCGGCACGGCAUGGGUCAAAGCUCCAGGGAAGGAGCGCACGAGUGGCGAGUUCCAUCACGACGACGUCGUGUGCGAGAGCGGCGACAUCGUCGACCCCGUCGAGUUUCUCGACAAAAACGACCAAUUCAAAUGCGUCGCCGUCGGGCUUGUCGACGCACUGGCCAUUCCACGGGAGGUACUGCUCAAGUACAAGGACCACCUUCCAAGACUCUCUGACUCGCUGCACAGCGUCCGCUACAUCAACAAAGCGUGCGAAAGCUUCCGCAAGUGGGCCAGCCACACAGCAAGUGGCUUGCGCUACGAAGCCAAAGACAGCAACGAAUCGACGACCAAUCCGAGCCUUUACGUGUCGCCGCAGUCGUUCAUUCGUGAAAUUCUGCUGUCGAUUUCCCCAGAGCUGGACCUGGACCACUGCAUCCAGUGCAUGGCGCGGCUGUUUACCCGCGUCUUUCAAGCGCAAACCAUCCGCCUCUACCUCCUCAACCCCCGGGCCACCCACUUUCUCACCAAGUUUGCCACAGAUGGCGGAUCUGGCGCCCAAGUACCGACGUCGAUGGGCGUUCCAGGGCUCGUGUACCGCCACCAACUGCCGCUGCAAAUGACCAUCGCCACCGCCGACACUGCCGCCAUGCCGCAAGUCGACUGGCCGGCAUACCACGCGCACAAAUCCGUCGUGGCUGUGCCCGUGUUUCAGCCCAAGACGUCCGACGUCGUGCUUGCCGUGUGGGAGGUCAUCAGCGACACCAUCGAGUACUCUGCCCAUGAAAUGCAUCUGCUGGAGCUCGCAGCCACGUUCAUGCAGCCGUACUUGGGUCAGUGCGACCGGCCCACGCAGCGCAUGGGGUCUAUCUCUCAAGUCGAGACACCGUCGAGUAUGAAGCCACGGGUGCUGCGGCUGGCAACCCCCAUCUCCACGGUCCAGCUCACAGUGGGGCUAUACCACGGAGACCAGUUGAUCGUGCCAGAGGUGUCGAUCGUGUCUGCCAAGGGCACGGCCGUGACUGGCAGCGUCAAGGAAUUCGACUUUGCCGACGGCAUCUCGUUCGGGUGCUCGGUGCAAAGCCUGCCCAGGGCCGUCCACGUCGUGUGGCGGGUGACGUCGGUGGCCAAACCGCACAAAGCACUGGCCCACGCCGCGUGUCUGCUGUUCUCGUUCGACCAUUACCUCCGCACGGGUACCUUGACCCUGCGGUUGGAGAGAAAGUCGUCCGAGCUGUUGCCUGUUGGCUUUGAAGACUCGGUGCUGCUUUCGACUCAUCAUGAAGACAACUAUAUGGUCGUUGAGUUCCCCAAGUACCAGUACCCACUGACGUAUCGCAGCUACGACCCCGUGAUGCUGUCGUCGCCGUGGCAGGCGCCGCCCGACUGUGCAUCCGACCUCACGGAUGUCCUGGCGGCGAUUACAAGCGACCCCAUGCGUCCACUGACGCCAGCAGACAAGGCGUACCUGUGGACGUCCCGCGAUGCCCUUACGUCGACCCCGGCCGCGCUCAUGCCGUUCCUCCUCUCCGUGGACUGGUCGAACCGAGCCCAAGUCACAGAAGCUUACGCGUUCUUGUAUCGAUGGUCCGCUCCAACGUAUCUGCAGGCCCUACAACUCCUCAGCCGCAAGUUCCCCGAUCCAUUUGUACGAGCGUACGCCGUGCGUUGCCUUGAUUCAUUGCCCGAUUACCGCCUCCGCCUGUACCUAUUGCAACUCGUCCAAGCGCUAAAGUACGAGCCGCACCAUGACUCGGCGCUCAUGCGGUUCCUGUUUGUGCGCGCCGUCAAGUCCCCCAGCGAAGUCGGGUAUGCCCUCUUUUGGCUCCUCCAAGCCGAGCUCCAUCUACCGCUCGUCCACGACCGGUUUCAGUUGCUCAGUACGCAAUACUUGUGCCAUUGCAGCACGUACCGCUUAGAACUGUACCAGUCCGUGUACGUGAUGCGUUUACUGGAAGCCAUCGCGAUGCAGGUCAAGCUGCAGCCGUCCAAAGCCGCGAGCGAAGCCAUGCUGCGCGACCGCCUCGCCAAUGCGAUCGUGCCCCAGUGGUUUCAACUGCCGCUGCACCCGACCGUGUUUUACACGUCGUUUGUGCCGGCGCAGUGCCGCGUGAUGGAUUCGGCCAAGAAGCCACUCUUCCUGUGCCUCGUCCCCAUGAAACCUCUGCAGCCGCUACCAGCCCCGUCCAACUCGAUAUGCCACAACACGAUCUUCAAGUGCGGCGACGAUCUGCGCCAGGACCAACUCACGCUCCAGCUACUCCGCGUGAUGGACGACCUGUGGAAGUCGGCGGGUUUGGACCUCAAAGUGUCUGCAUAUGCAUGCGUGUCGACGGGGCACAACAUCGGGUUCAUCCAAGUGGUGGAUCAAGCGUCGACGCUGGCCAGCAUUUGCUGGGACCGGCACCGGCACCGGACCAGCAGGCGGGUGCGCAAAGCGGCGGCUAUCAAGACUGCCAUGUGGGGCAAGGCGGUGCUCACCGACUGGCUCGCGCACAAGUCGGCGGGGGACGACGCCACGGCGACGUUUGUCGUGUCGUGCGCCGGGUACUGCGUCGCCACGUACGUGCUGGGCGUUGGCGACCGGCACAACGACAACCUGAUGCUGACCGAAUCGGGGCGGUUCCUGCACAUUGACUUUGGGCACUUUCUUGGCCACUUCAAGACGUACUGCGGGUACAAGCGGGAGCGCGCGCCGUUUGUGCUCACGCCGGCCAUGGUGCACGCGAUGGGGGACCGCUUCGACACGUUCCGGGCGAAAUGCGUCGCGGCGUUUGCAGUCCUAAGGGCGAAUGCGUCGCUCCUGAUCACGCUGCUGCAGCUGGCCCUGAGCUCGGGCAUCCCAGAGCUCACGCCCGACACGAUUCCGUGGCUCGCGACGUCGUUGAUGUUGGACUUGACCGACGACCAAGCCACCGACAAGCUCAACGCGCUCAUUGACGUAGCGCUGGCCACCGUCACCACACGAAUCAACCACGCGACGCACAUCCUCGCACAUUAACAAGCAAGGCAAUGCCGCCAAGGGAAUGAGCUACCGAUGCUAGGUAUUCGUAUCGUCGUUGUACUAUUAGACGAGAUGGAGUUGAUAUAUGACGUUAUGCGUUUCACAUGCAGGAACACGAUAAAGAGCUGCCGACAGCCAACAAACACAUGGAUACACUGUCAUACUGUAUGCUGGAUCAACACUGGCAAAUGAAGGUUGCUACGAUGGAUGUUUCCUAAUGCGUAGCCGACACACAGACAGAUGUUGUGAGGAAGGGGGGGGGGGUUGCGCUAGACGUCGUCAAUGUCGAUUUCGUUAGAGUCGACUGUUGCUGGCGCGGCAGGGAUGGCGUCAAUAUCAAUCGCAUUCGGGUCGUCCGCCGCCGGGGUUUCCUUGGCUUGUACUUCCGUCGUCGUGUACGGCGUCGUGACCACAUGUGGCAGUCGCAGCAAGUCCAAUAAGGCGUCCGUCUGAGGGUUGCCAGGUCGGCUCGUGGGGGCAAAUGGAUGCAGCCAUCCCCCAGUGUUUAACGGCAGGCGGCUUUGGAUCCACGCCAGGUCGUCCUGCGUGAUCUCCAUGUCUUGCUCGGGCACUCGCGACCGACGGCGGUCACAAGACGCCUCGUGGUGCGUCGCCCGCAGCACCGCGAGCCACGGAACGUCUGCCGUCAGCGUCGCCGUCGGCGCUUCGACCGGCGCGGGGAUGUCCACCACCUGGAGAAAGUCCCGGUUCGGGAGGCAUUUGUCCAGGGCAAGGAACUUGGUCGUGUUGGCGCCGGGAAGGUGUGGUACCACCGCCGCGAACUUGACGUGCAUGUGCCCCGAGAACCAGUGCCGAGGCUGGAUCGUGUGCAGGAGGAACUCGUUGGGCGGCGAUCCGAACGCGCCGCGGGAGAUUUCGUCGCGGAGGAAUGGCUUCUUACGCAGCAAGACGUCUGUGCGGCCAUACCGCUCAAUCCCCCGCGGCCAGUCGUGUGAGAGGAAGAUGUCCACGGGGGUUGCUUUGAGAUGCGCGAGUUGGUACACUUGGAACUCCCGCACGUGGUAGAUGCUGCGCAUGGUGCUGUCGUCGUAUGGAUACCGCUCAAAGUGGCCGUGGGUGUAGUCAUGGGGCUUGUAAAUACCCGAGAGUCCGGCAAUGCGCAACCCGUUCACGUUGACCACGCCCGCACACCCGAGGUAAAAGAUGUUUGGCGCGACGUAGCCGCCGUAGUACAGAUCCUGGAGGUAGUUGGACGCUUCGUGGUUGCCGCCAAUGAAGAUGGUGAGCACGGGGGCAACCUUGGCUCCUGUAUAGUAUUGGUGGAAGGCACCGAGGGCUCUGUACUUGGGUGGACACGCCAUGCAUUCCACGUCGGCUUGGUUGCGGAAGCUUUGGAAAUCGCCGCAGCAGAGCAAGAGCUGCACGGGAUUCGAUGAGUCCAACGAGUUGAUAUGUUCGAUCGUUGCAUACAUUGCAUCAAGUUCGCCAUGGCUGCAGCCGACGACUGCGAUGCGCAUGAUGUUGCUGCCCUG
Messenger RNA from Aphanomyces astaci, 4957 nucleotides. RefSeq lists its product as hypothetical. Lineage: Eukaryota; Oomycota; Saprolegniomycetes; Saprolegniales; Verrucalvaceae. The record is from RefSeq and is a predicted model, not a curated record. Gene Ontology annotation, cellular component: cytoplasm; phosphatidylinositol 3-kinase complex; plasma membrane. The transcript is spliced from 9 exons. Gene Ontology annotation, biological process: phosphatidylinositol-3-phosphate biosynthetic process; cell migration; phosphatidylinositol-mediated signaling. Gene Ontology annotation, molecular function: protein binding; 1-phosphatidylinositol-4-phosphate 3-kinase activity; 1-phosphatidylinositol-3-kinase activity. The coding region runs from base 33 to 3461 and encodes 1142 amino acids.